Manduca sexta (tobacco hornworm) is the source of this 1956-nucleotide messenger RNA. RefSeq names its product solute carrier family 22 member 4. Lineage: Eukaryota; Metazoa; Arthropoda; Insecta; Lepidoptera; Sphingidae. The record is from RefSeq and is a predicted model, not a curated record. Gene Ontology annotation, biological process: transmembrane transport. Gene Ontology annotation, molecular function: transmembrane transporter activity.
AUACCAAUGUUUUCCUUGUCAAUUAAUAUGGGAAAUUUUACAUAUUGUGUGUUCUUCGAUUUCAUAAAAUAUUUUGUAAAUUUUGGACUGGUUCCGCACUAAGUGUCUUUUUGAAUAAUCGUAGCCGCUUUAAUAUUCAACUCUACAUGGCUAAGAAAAUUCAUUUUAAUUAUUAAAUUUAAUUCAAUAUGUCAAUUCUUGGUACUAUACACGAAGACGUGACUAGCGAUGUCCUUGGAAAAAUCGGUUCUUGGCAGUGGCUAGUAACAUUUGUUUCAAGCACAUUUAUGCUAUCAACUAUAUUUAAUCAUUACGAAGAUAUUUUUCUUAUGGAACCGUAUGGAGUAAUAUGCGUAACGUCUCAACACUCCGAAGUAACAAACAAGAGUCUCUGUUUCAUCUCUCUCAAAAGUAACGAGUCAUUACUUCAAUGUAACAAAUGGAAUGUGAACUUGCUGUGGCUUAUUUGGUUAAAAAAAACUUGGCUUGUAUUUUGUGAUCAUAAGUUGAAACUUCUAACAACAGCAUUAAUAAGCCGUUUUGGUUUAGUGUUCGGAUUUAUAAUUUAUGGAUUGAUUUCAGACAGUUUUGGAAGAAAAACUGCUAUUAAAAUAAAUAUAUAUUCCGAUCUAGGAAUGGGACUCCUUAUGACAUUUUGUGAUUCCGAAGGCUGGUUCCGACUAUUAGUGUUCUUAAAAUCAUUAUUUUAUAGCGCAAAUUUUUACAUGGGACUUUUAAUAGUUUGCGAGAUUGCAAGCAACAGAUGGCGCUCUCGGCUAAGCAUGAUUGUAAUCACUCCCCGGUUGCUGGCUUCUGUGUGUAUGGUGCCUCUAGGAAACCACGCACUAAAUUCUGAAACAUACAACUUUGUUUCAUCUAUUCUGUGCGUUGUAUAUAUUAUUUUACUCAGAUGGACUCCAGAGUCUCCGCAAUGGUUAUUGUUUAACAGGAGAGUAGAAUUAGCUGAAAAAAUAUUAUUGGAUGCUGCUAAAAGAAAUGGCAUUAAACUAUGUGAUGAUUUCAAAAUUCGCCCAAUUAAUCAUAGAGCGUACAAUAGCAUAGACGAAUCAGCUACAUGUGUGGGAGUUUUAAGUACCCACAACACCAGAGUAAUAGUUUUGGUUAUUUGUGUGUUCUGGCUGCUCUACUAUUUCUCAUGGAGUUCGCUUUAUGUUAGAGUAUACAGCGAGAAAGAUACCAGUCAAUUGCUAAUAAAGACAUUCUGCUUCAUCGGAACUCUUGGGUGCCUUACAGCUAUAUUAUCUGCAAAGUUGACGUUACGAUGUUUAUUGUUGGGACAUGUACUUGUGGCAGGCGUUUGCACUAGCAGCGUUAUAUUCUUUUCCAAGGGUUUUUUACACGACAUUAUAUCCGCAUUCGCCAUUGGAUCAGGCGUCAUCGGCCAAGCUUUAUUACUGAUUAUAACACCUCGACUCUUCGCUAUCAAUAUCCGAACUACAAUCUUAGGUUGCUGCCACGCCGCUGGUCAGCUGGGAUCUAUGAUCAGCUACAUAUUCUUUAUGUUUCAUCCGCUGACAGACAUAACAUCUAUGGCUGUACAUAUUGUAGUAACAUUAGGUCUGGCAGGAUUAUGCUUGGCGCUACUAGAUGUCGAUGGCAGGGAGAUACCUGAUGUUAUUGAGGAUAUGGACUAUUUUUCGGAGUUAUCAAAACCUCUUCGUUGGGUCUCACAGAAGACAAGCUCACCUUCUAGAGAAGAAAUGGAAAUAAGGGUAUAUUCAUUUGGCAGCGCGGGCCGAUCUUUAUCUACGCCAAGCAAUUUAGUAGAAAGGGAACCUGCUCAACCUAUAGGAUAUCUGAAACUGUGGCGCAGAUUCGUAAAGUUUAUGCGAAGGACACAUUGAUUCGGUCUCCUUAAAAAUAAAUAUGAACUCGAAAAAUCUUAAAUCUCUUUUUAUACAUAAUGGAUUAAAUAAAAUUCCGAUUACUUUUACA